Molecule: messenger RNA, 1300 nt
Organism: Aphanomyces astaci
Lineage: Eukaryota; Oomycota; Saprolegniomycetes; Saprolegniales; Verrucalvaceae
Exons: 10
Coding region: 38-1144 (368 amino acids)
Source: RefSeq, a predicted model, not a curated record
CUCAUAUCAUACUUUGACGCCACCCUUGGAUCGCAUCAUGGCGACAAGCUUGCCGCGCAUCCUGGUGCUUGGCGGCGUGGGCAUGAUCGGGCGAAACUUCGUCAAAUACUGUGUGGACAAUGACCUCUGCAGCUAUAUCCGUGUCGCGGACAAGUCCAUGCCCGAGAUCUCGUACUUUAGUGAACGGCACAAGGCAGCGUUUGCUUCCGACAUUGUCGAGUACGUGCAAGCCGACUUGACCCGGGAUGCGCAUGUAGAUCGCGCGUUCAAAGCGGACACCGGGCCCUACGACUAUGUAUUCAACUUGGCGGGCGAAACCAAGUGCGGCCAAGCCGAGUCCGUCUACAGCUCCAAGUGCCGCGACUUGGCCGUGAAAUGCGCCAGGAAAGCCCGGGACAUGCACGUGAAGACCUUUGUGGAAGUGUCCACCGCCUACGUAUACAAGUCUCAAACGAAAUCGCCAGCCGACGAGCGCGCCAAGCUGGACCCGUGGACCCUCCAGGCCAAGUACAAGCUCCAGGCAGAGGAAGAGUUGCGCGCUCUGGACGACCUCCACGUCGUGUUUGUCCGACCUGCGACAGUGUAUGGGUCGGGGGACGUCGGCGGUCUCAUGCCGCGACUGGUGUGCGCCGCCGCGUACUCUGCGCUGGGCGAGAAGAUGAAGCUGCUGUGGGAUGGGGAAAUGCGUGUCAACACUGUGCACGUGCUGGACGUAUGCAAGGCUCUGUGGCAUGUGGCUCGAGUUGGAGCCCCCCACGAAGUGUACAACCUGGCCGACAAGUCGGAUACUAGUCAACGCUCGAUCAACCAGUUGGUCGAGGCCUUGUUCGGCGUCGAGACGGGGUUUGUGGGCGUGUUGGUGUCCAAUCUGGCCAAGUUGCGACUGGACGAUGUCGUGGACACUGCCAAUGAAAAGCACAUGAAGCCGUGGUCUGAUCUGUGCCACGCCCACGGCGUGACCAACACGCCGCUGACGCCGUACAUGGACAAGGAACUACUGGGCCACAACCACUUGUACGUGGACGGGACCAAGAUCGAAACCACUGGCUUUGAGUAUACGUAUCCUUCCGUGCAACUGGAUCAAGUGCGGGCGCUCGUGCAAGAUGCCAUCGACCAACGCAUGUUCCCACCCGUGCUGGCCUAAGCGAUAUAUCUGAAUGAAUGGACAGCAUCGCACCCACCUUGAGGACAUGUGACACUGUUGAACCUGAAUGCUUGGUUGUGCCAAGGCUGUAGACUUCACGUGGGGUGUGUGUGUAGUCGUGAAUAAUAAUAAUAUUGGUUCCGCCUGCACAAGAUA